AUGACCAUCGAUAAAUCUUGCCAGCUAACCAGUCUGCAUCUUGGUCAAAAUAGGUACAUCUUUACCAACAAAGAAAGAUACAUCUUGGUCAACAAAGAGACAUCUUUACCAACAAAGAAAGAUACAUCUUGGUCAACAAAUAUCCAUCUGUACCAACAAAGAAAGAUACAUCUUGGUCAACAAAGAGACAUCUUUACCAACAAAGAAAGAUACAUCUUGGUCAACAAAGAGACAUCUUUACCAACAAAGAAAGAUACAUCUUGGUCAACAAAGAGACAUCUUUACCAACAAAGAAAGAUACAUCUUGGUCAACAAAGAAAGAUACAUCUUGGUCAACAAAGAGACAUCUUUACCAACAAAGAAAUAUACAUCUUGGUCAACAUAGAUACAUCUUGGUCAACAAAGAGACAUCUUUACCAACAAAGAAAGAUACAUCUUGGUCAACAAAGAGACAUCUUUACCAACAAAGAAAGAUACAUCUUGGUCAACAAAGGUAAAUCUUUACCAACAAAGAAAGAUACAUCUUGGUCAACAAAGGUAAAUCUUUACCAACAAAGAAAGAUACAUCUUGGUCAACAAAGAGACAUCUUUACCAACAAAGAAAGAUACAUCUUGGUCAACAAAUAUCCAUCUGUACCAACAAAGAAAGAUACAUCUUGGUCAACAAAGAGACAUCUUUACCAACAAAGAAAGAUACAUCUUGGUCAACAAAGAGACAUCUUUACCAACAAAGAAAGAUACAUCUUGGUCAACAAAGAGACAUCUUUACCAACAAAGAAAGAUACAUCUUGGUCAACAAAGGUAAAUCUUUACCAACAAAGAAAGAUACAUCUUGGUCAACAAAGAGACAUCUUUACUAACAAAGAAAGAUACAUCUUGGUCAACAAAUAUCCAUCUGUACCAACAAAGAAAGAUACAUCUUGGUCAACAAAGAGACAUCUUUACCAACAAAGAAAUAUACAUCUUGGUCAACAUAGAUACAUCUUGGUCAACAAAGAGACAUCUUUACCAACAAAGAAAGAUACAUCUUGGUCAACAAAGAGACAUCUUUACCAACAAAGAAAGAUACAUCUUGGUCAACAAAGAAAGAUACAUCUUGGUCAACAAAGAGACAUCUUUACCAACAAAGAAAUAUACAUCUUGGUCAACAUAGAUACAUCUUGGUCAACAAAGAGACAUCUUUACCAACAAAGAAAGAUACAUCUUGGUCAACAAAGAGACAUCUUUACCAACAAAGAAAGAUACAUCUUGGUCAACAAAGAAAGAUACAUCUUGGGCAACAAAGAAAGAUACAUCUUGGGCAACAAAGGUAAAUCUUUACCAACAAAGAAAGAUACAUCUUGGUCAACAAAGGUAAAUCUUUACCAACAAAGAAAGAUACAUCUUGGUCAACAAAGAGACAUCUUUACCAACAAAGAAAGAUACAUCUUGGUCAACAAAGGUAAAUCUUUACCAAUAAAGAAAGAUACAUCUUGGUCAACAAAGAGACAUCUUUACCAACAAAGAAAGAUACAUCUUGGUCAACAAAUAUCCAUCUGUACCAACAAAGAAAGAUACAUCUUGGUCAACAAAGAGACAUCUUUACCAACAAAGAAAGAUACAUCUUGGUCAACAAAGAGACAUCUUUACCAACAAAGAAAGAUACAUCUUGGUCAACAAAGAGACAUCUUUACCAACAAAGAAAGAUACAUCUUGGUCAACAAAGAGACAUCUUUACCAACAAAGAAAGAUACAUCUUGGUCAACAAAGAGACAUCUUUACCAACAAAGAAAGAUACAUCUUGGUCAACAUGGAUACAUAUGGGUCAACAAAGAGACAUCUUUACCAACAAAGAAAGAUCCAUCUUGGUCAACAAAGGUAAAUCUUUACCAACAAAGAAAGAUACAUCUUGGUCAACAAAGAGACAUCUUUACCAACAAAGAAAGAUACAUCUUGGUCAACAAAGGUAAAUCUUUACCAACAAAGAAAGAUACAUCUUGGUCAACAAAGAGACAUCUUUACCAACAAAGAAAGAUACAUCUUGGUCAACAUGGAUACAUCUUGGUCAACAAAGAGACAUCUUUACCAACAAAGAAAUAUACAUCUUAG
Molecule: messenger RNA, 2088 nt
Organism: Physella acuta
Lineage: Eukaryota; Metazoa; Mollusca; Gastropoda; Physidae
Product: zinc finger protein 721-like
Source: RefSeq, a predicted model, not a curated record